This is a messenger RNA of Penaeus monodon (black tiger shrimp), 690 nucleotides long. Its product is annotated as failed axon connections homolog. Gene Ontology annotation, cellular component: cytoplasm. NCBI's taxonomy places the organism in Eukaryota, Metazoa, Arthropoda, Malacostraca, Decapoda, Penaeidae. The transcript has 5 exons. The coding region runs from base 1 to 558 and encodes 185 amino acids. The record is from RefSeq and is a predicted model, not a curated record.
AUGCGUUCAUCCGACCUCGGCGACUCUGAGUUCAUCCUCGAGAGGCUCGCCAGCGAGUUCGAUGUCGACCUCGACAGCCAUCUCGACCCCCAGAAGGCAGCCACGCUCGAGGCCGUCAGGAUCCUGGCUGACGAAUACCUCUUCUGGUGCGUCAUCACAUGGCGUUAUUGGCUGGACGGCUGCAAGACCUUCCUCAAAUCCCAGUCCUUCGCACCUUUCCUGAGACGUGCCUUUCCUUUCUUCAUGAAAAAGGGGAUGAAGGAGAGAGCGAGACACCAUGGCAUCGGCAAGCACAGUCCAGAGGAGAUUUUCCAUAUGUGCAAGAAAGCGUGCAAGACUUUGUCUCUUGUGCUUGGCGAGUCUCCCUUCUUCGGCGGGGAGCAACCCUCGACCGCCGACUGUGCCGUCUUCGGCCAACUGGCGCAGCUCAAGUGGAAUGCCCCGGGAUCCUCCUAUGAAAGCAUAGUCACAGAAGCGUAUCCGAACCUCAGUGAGUACUGCGACCGAAUGAGAGACCGAAUCUACCCUGACUGGAACCAGCUCCUCAAACCCGAGUGAACCGCCACGAACCACAGUCCUUCGAUUCCUCCGCUAGACAAUAAUGUGAUAUAUAUGUAUUCUGUUUGUGAAUGUGCAUUCCUUACGUAUGAUGCUAAAUAAUGUGACAACAUGAUAUAAAAUCGGCUUCAA